This is a messenger RNA of Amaranthus tricolor (Joseph's coat), 2643 nucleotides long. RefSeq lists its product as uncharacterized. Lineage: Eukaryota; Viridiplantae; Streptophyta; Magnoliopsida; Caryophyllales; Amaranthaceae. The transcript is spliced from 9 exons. Gene Ontology annotation, molecular function: zinc ion binding. Bases 181 to 1920 code for a protein of 579 amino acids. The record is from RefSeq and is a predicted model, not a curated record.
UUUCAACUCGCUAAUUCGAAAAUGAAAAUUUCAAAAGGAUUUUCAUUUUCAUUUCCAAACUUCACUCAUUUAUGGGGUUCUUUAAGGCUGAGUUAACCCAGAAAAAACCCCCCAAAAUAUUCUGUACCCUGAAACGAAAACCCUAAUUCACUUUCAUGUUGUUUUUUCCCCUAAAAUUCAAUGUCGGGAUCUAAUAGUUUCGCAAAAACAAUUUGUUCAAUUUGUUAUGAAGAUCUAAAACCAAUUGUUGAAGACCUUCAAGCAAUUUCGAUUUGCGGUCAUGUCUUUCAUGAACUCUGUUUACAACAAUGGUUUGAGUAUUGUACGAAUACGAAGAAGCAGACUUGUCCGGUAUGUAAGCAAGGUUGUACAAAAAAGAGUGUAACUCGACUUUACUUUCAAUCAAUUGGCGAUUCAAUUCUUUCCCAAUCGCAAAAUGAAUGUUUGAAGCGUAAUAAUAACAAUCAAGAUGCCGAAAAUGCUGAGUUAUUGCGAAUUGAAGUCAAGAGAUUGGAAGCCAAAGUCUUGGUAUUAAGUUCUGCUGUUGAUUUCCAUCAGGAAGAUCUAAAUCAAGUAAAAGAAGAGCUUCAAAUUUGUAAAGAAAAUUUAUCCAAAGAAGUAGCAUUGAAGACCGAGGCUUUGAGGCAUAAGGAAUGCAUUCAAUCACUCCUUCAAGCAAAGUCUAGUGAUCUGAUUAAAUCGAAUUUGGAAUGCUCAAAGUUGCAAGAGAGGAAUAUGGCGUUAGUGAAAGAGAUUGCUGCCUUAAAAUUGGUAUCUGAUUGUAAUCUUGAGGAGGAAGAGAUUGUGAAGCUUGCUACGGUGGGUAAUGAAAACAAUAACCAAGACGCAAUUGAUGUACUCAAGAAGUCUUUGGUAAUUCGUAACAAGACCUACAAAGAAUUGAUGGCCAAAUGCAAUACUUUGGGGAGGGGAGAAGCUCGUUCACUGAGAAAGCUUGAAAAAGCACAGGAAAAGAUAUUAAAGCUCAAGACCAGAGUUCAGGAGCUAGAGACAACCAUCGAAGCAAAAGACAAUGAACAGUUAAGAUCUUUAAAAGCGCCCAUGAGAAAUCUUGAUAAUGUCACUUUGCCAACCAUGAAUAAAAUGUCAGGCACUUCAACUAGCCUCAACCAGUCACCUUUUGAACAGAAGGGUCAAUCUCCAACAUCAGUGAUUGAUUUGGAUGAAGAGGAAGGCGAUGAUUUUUACGUUAACAAAGAAACCAAUAAAAGUAAGGCCACUUUUACUCUCAAAAGUGACGGAAUACACCAACAUAAGAAAGUGAGAGAUGAUGACUCUUUAGGUUGUGAUGAUGCUGAACAAAAGUUGAACACCAUGGAUACUCAUUCACAGGGUGAUAACUGGAAGGGUCGAUUCUAUCAGAAAUGUAAAUCAUUCGGAACUGUUGAUUCUGACAAUAAGGAGGAUCAAAUUCAGCAAUCAAAGUCAAACCACCCACACGGAUUGCCAGAUUUUGCUGGUCUUCGAAACAAAGUGUUCAAUGAUCCUGCUACAAAUGAAGCUUCGGGUUUGGGCCUUCAGGACGUUACACAAGUUCAGCCUUCAUUUAAACCUAAUGCAGAAACUUCUUUCAUUCACCUAGCUGAGCCAGGAAAUCGGUGCUUUACAGGAGGACUGCUUGGACCAGAUGGAGCAAACCGGUACCUGGGGAAAUGGUGCAAGCGGGCACAGAACAAAGGUCCAUCUGGAUCAAGCAAUAAUACCGAUUCUUUAAUUUCCGUGGGAGCAGAUGGGAGAGGCGGCACAGUUAAAGUUCUGAGAUCACUCGGUCAGUCUACUAUGGAUGUGCACGACAGUGUCGUUUCAGCAAAAAGAUUCAGAUCUGGUUCCCAUUCAAGUGGCUUGCGUUCUCAUGGGUGUAGACAAAUAGAUCAUUUCUUCAAAAAGACAAAUACUUAAGUCUUAAGGCUACAUUGUACAUUACAUUUUAUUAAGCUCUUGUUGUAACCAAAUUUUCAGGUGUGAUUUUUACAUGUCAGACACCCUAAAUGGUGGUAGAUAUAAGUGGGAGUGUUGGUGCAGGUUGAAAGCAGACUGGCAUAGUGUAUAAGUAUGUGCAAGGCGGGUUGUCGGUCGUGCAGAUUGCGAGUCAAAUAUUUCAAAAACGAGUCGUAGGGGAUCAUAGAUACUUUUAUCCAUGUCUUGAGAAUUGACAACAAAUUUAAUUACCUUGUUGAUUCAGGCCACAUCAUUUCAUUAAGAAAUUUGGUGUCAAGUAAUUAUAUGGGGAUCAAGUUUGGACUGAAAAUGAGUGAGUUGUGAGAAAGAGGAAGAUUGGUCAAGGACAUGAAGGUUAUAACUAUAUUGAUACUAGAAUGUUGACAAAAGGGCUAUAGUGUUAGUACUAUAGAUUUUUUUUUCAUUAGGUGAUUGUUUUCUAACGAAGCUUUUUGGAUUGUGAUAUUAAAUGGUGGUAAUGGGAAUAAUUUAUAGUGUAAAAUUUUAUUAAAAGUUUUUUAUUAUUCCUAUGGUAAUGAAAUUUUGAUCACAAAUUUUUUUUUUUUCUUACAAAAUUCCAUUACCACCUAAUGCCACAUCUCCCAAUGAUAAUGUAUUGGAAUGAGUUUUAUGAAGAAAAUGAGAUGAUUGAAGUUGGACAAGCAUAACCAUUAACGUAACCAA